This is a messenger RNA of Homalodisca vitripennis (glassy-winged sharpshooter), 808 nucleotides long. RefSeq names its product venom serine protease Bi-VSP-like. Bases 212 to 793 code for a protein of 193 amino acids. The record is from RefSeq and is a predicted model, not a curated record. Gene Ontology annotation, biological process: proteolysis. The transcript has 5 exons. Gene Ontology annotation, molecular function: serine-type endopeptidase activity. Lineage: Eukaryota; Metazoa; Arthropoda; Insecta; Hemiptera; Cicadellidae.
CUGAGAAGUAGGGGAGGGGAAGUAAUGACCAGUCAGACGAGGUUCCCCUCUCCCGCUAACAGUCUGGUAGUCAUUAUCUGUUAAUGUCCCGAAGCGUCCACAGUGAUGGUAAACGAAGAAGCCAGGUCUAAUCAUCCAAGUUGACAAGCGCUUAGUCCACCAGACUCACAAGUUCGCGAAAGUUACUACCCUUCAUACCAUUGUGGGAAAUAUGGAUCUAAAUUGUCCGAUAUUAUUAAUUGUUUUUUCGUCCCUUCUAAUCUUCUGCACUUGUCAGUUCAAUCAAGAUGAACGGUUAGUGCAGAACAUCAACAAAAUAAGGCGACUUCCUGGACUGGAUGUUUGUGGCAUAUCGAGUUCCACAUUUGAGACAAAAAUCAUUAAUGGGAGACCUGCAGAGCUAGGAUCGUACCCCUGGAUGGCUUUGGUGGGGUACAAGCUGAAGCAAUCACAAGAAACUCAAGUACCCCGGUGGCUCUGCGCAGGUAGCCUCAUAACCGAUCUCUACGUCCUCUCCGCAGCCCACUGCCUGGACCCCAGAGUCAUCGCUACCAGAAGACAGCUAGUGCCGACAACAGUCCGUCUAGGAGAGUUGGAUUUGGACCCUGAUGUCGAUGAUGGAGCGAGACCUAUUAACGUUGACAUCGAGACAGUGAUAUUUCACGAACAAUACAACAAUAACCUGAAAAUAAACGACAUUGGUCUCAUCAGACUCAAAACCAAAGUGCCAUACUCAGGUAUGUACGUGUUCGUAGUUUCUUUCUAUAUUAUCUGUUACAAAUUAAGUGUAUAAUUACAAGUUGUAAAA